CAUAUGUUUAGUUUCAGUUUAUCUAUAAUUUUUCAAAUAAAAACGUGUUAUAAAAUAUAUAAAUGUACAGGAACAUUUGGAAGGGUAUUGUUGUGUCGCAACAAAUCGACGGAUGAGUACGGCGCGAUGAAAGUGCUGAACCUGUCCGAUGUGAUCCGAUUGAAGCAGGUGGAGCACGUGAAGAACGAGAAGAACAUUCUGCUGGAGAUCAGGCAUCCCUUCAUCGUGAACAUGUUGUGGUGCAACAGAGACGAUUCCUGCAUUUACAUGCUCUUCGAAUACGUCUGCGGCGGUGAGCUUUUCUCGUACUUGAGGAACGCAGGAAGAUUCAGCACCUUAACGGGAAACUUCUACAGCAGCGAAAUCGUCCUCGCCUUGGAAUAUCUCCACUCGAAAAGCAUCGUCUACAGAGACCUGAAACCUGAAAACCUUCUGCUCGACAAAGACGGUCACUUGAAGAUCACCGAUUUCGGAUUCGCCAAGAAACUCACGGACAGAACGUGGACUCUGUGCGGAACACCCGAAUACUUGGCUCCAGAAAUCAUCCAGAGCAAAGGACACAACAAAGCCGUCGAUUGGUGGGCUUUAGGUAUUCUGAUUUACGAGAUGCUCGCCGGAUAUCCGCCUUUCUACGACGACAAUCCGUUCGGUAUUUACGAGAAGAUCUUGAGCGGAAAGAUCGAGUGGCCCAAGCAUCUCGAUCCAGUCGCCAAAGAUCUGAUCAAGAAGCUGCUGAUACAGGACAGGACUAAGCGUUUGGGCAACAUGAAAAGCGGUGCCGACGACAUCAAGAGGCAUCGAUGGUUCAAAGGGAUCGAUUGGCAGGAGGUGACGAUGAGGAAGCUGAAGGCGCCGAUCAUUCCGAAAGUUCUGUACGACGGAGACACGAGCAACUUCGACGAGUAUCCGGAAACAGAUUGGAAGAGUGGUAAGCAUCUGGAGGAGGCGGAUCUGAAGCUGUUCGAGGACUUCUGAUGCGC
Molecule: messenger RNA, 980 nt
Organism: Nicrophorus vespilloides
Lineage: Eukaryota; Metazoa; Arthropoda; Insecta; Coleoptera; Silphidae
Gene: Pka-C3
Product: protein kinase DC2
Exons: 5
Coding region: 4-975 (323 amino acids)
Biological process (GO): protein phosphorylation
Molecular function (GO): ATP binding; protein serine/threonine kinase activity
Source: RefSeq, a predicted model, not a curated record